Messenger RNA from Cryptomeria japonica (Japanese cedar), 2255 nucleotides. Its product is annotated as glutamyl-tRNA reductase 2. Gene Ontology annotation, molecular function: NADP binding; glutamyl-tRNA reductase (NADP+) activity. Bases 288 to 1862 code for a protein of 524 amino acids. Gene Ontology annotation, biological process: tetrapyrrole biosynthetic process. The record is from RefSeq and is a predicted model, not a curated record. Lineage: Eukaryota; Viridiplantae; Streptophyta; Pinopsida; Cupressales; Cupressaceae. The transcript has 3 exons.
AAUAAAGAGCUAACGACGCCCUAGGAGUUGUGAAAUAUUUGAACAAUUCAAUUGGCCAUAUUCUAAAUUCUGCUUUUUUCGGGUAGCUGGUUUGGUCAACAAGCGCGUGGCACUGCCCAAAUUGUUGGCUUGCAAUGCAUACAUUGACCUUGGGCACUCGGCCGACACGCUCAACAACUCCUACCUGUUGUUGAACGGGUAAAAUCCCUCCUGGGGGUUUGAUUAUCAGUCCAUUUUCUGCAGGCUACUCGAUCGAAUUGUGGGUAGUGUUUGCAUGAUCGGCAAAGAUGGCUCUUUCUCUUUCUGUGCAAUGCAAAUGGAAUCCCAAAUCUCACGGCACCACCAUGUCCAAUCCCACAUUUUUUAGCAGAGGGAGGAAUGACCUCAAAAUAAGGGCAGGAAUGGAGGCAGAGGAGAAACAAUUGGAGAUCCAAGCAAUGAGCACAACCAGUCUUGAAGCACUGCAACGGCUUAAACUUUCAGGAGGCGCCAGCAGAUACACAAGGGAGAAGAGCUGCAUAUUGGUCAUAGGGCUGAGUUUUCACACUGCACCUGUUGAGAUGCGUGAAAAACUUGCAAUUCCAGAGGCAGAAUUGCCCCUUGCCAUUGCUGAGCUAUGUAAGCUGAAUCAUAUUGAGGAGGCAGCUGUUCUGAGCACUUGCAACCGAAUGGAAAUAUAUGCUGUUGCAUUGUCUUGGCACCGCGGUAUUCGGGAGGUGACUGAAUGGAUGUCCAAGACAAGUGGAAUACCUCUCAAGGAGCUCCGACAACAUUUGUUCACCUUGCGUAACAGGGAUGCAUCACACCAUUUAUUUCAAGUUGCAUCCGGUCUUGACUCACUUGUUCUUGGGGAGGGUCAAAUCCUAGCUCAAGUUAAAUAUGCAUGUAAGAUAGGUGAAGAAGCAGUAGGAUUUGGCAGGAAUCUCAGGGGGCUCUUCAAGCAGGCUAUUAUAGCUGGAAAACGGGUCCGUUCAGAAACAAGUAUAGCUUCUGGUGCUAUGUCCGUUAGUUCUGCAGCUGUUGAGCUAGCAAUAAUGAAGCUACCAAAGGAUAAAGUUUCCUCUGCUAGAAUGAUGGUUGUUGGAGCUGGAAAGAUGGGGAAGCUUGUGAUAAAGCAUCUAUGUGCAAAAGGAUCCAAGAGAAUUGUGGUGGUCAAUAGAUCAGAGGAGAGAGUUUUGGCUUUGCAGGAGGAGCUAAGCCAAGCAGAAUUGAUUUAUCAGCCACUUACUGAGAUGAAUAAGCACGCAGGUGAGGCUGAUGUGGUGUUUACAAGCACAUCAUCGGAGACACCUCUUUUCUUGAAGGAGCAAGUAGAGGCACUUCCUACAAAACCUGCCGAAUUGGGUGGUACUAGACUGUUCAUAGAUAUUGCUGUGCCCAGGAAUGUGGAUACCCGUGUGUCAGAAUUAGAAUCAGCUAGAGUGUAUAAUGUGGAUGAUCUGAAGGAAGUUGUUGAAGCAAACAAAGAAGAGAGGCAGAGGAGAGCCAUGGAAGCUGAAGUUAUCAUUGAUGAAGAAUUGAAGCAAUUUGAGGCAUGGAGAGACUCACUGGAGACAGUGCCAACCAUUAAAAAACUCAGAGCUUAUGCUGAGAGAAUCAGAAUUGCAGAGAUGGAGAAAUAUUUUGCAAAAAAGGGAGAUGAACUAACCAGAAAAGAUAAGAAGCUUGUGGAUGAUCUAACUAGGAGUAUUGUUAACAAAUUGCUACAUGGUCCUAUGACAAACUUAAGAUGUGAUGGCAGUGAUAGUCGAACUUUAAGUGAGACUCUGGAAAAUAUGCAUGCUCUUGAUAGAAUGUUUGAUCUUCAAUCUGACACAUCUAUCCUUGAAAAGAAACUCAGAAAUGUGGUCAAGAAUACAUAAAGCUGAGUCCCUUGAUUUUUUGUGGUUAAGUGGCUUUAUUUGGCUAGUUUCAUCGGCUAUUGGAAAACACUUAUUUGAGUCUUUACGAAGAAAUGGAGGAUCAUAUUGAUUAAAUUAUUAUUUAAUCAAACUCCAAAAAGAAACAGAUACCUUAAUAUGCUCCCAGCAUAUCCUAUUCGUUGUCAAGGGAGAAAAGACUUGUGUUAUGAAUGUUCCUUUUUGAAUUUGGAACAUUCUGAAUCAUGUAAACUUGCCUAAUUGGGCAGAGUUAAAAGAGGUAUGACAAUAAUACUUAAAUUUUUGUCAUUGCAGGAAAUGUUUGUUUAAUAAUUUAAUUUAUUUUCUGUGAAUAAAAUAUGAAACAGGCAGUCGCCUUGAGUUUGGAGGCAUGUA